Molecule: messenger RNA, 3660 nt
Organism: Cladocopium goreaui
Lineage: Eukaryota; Dinophyceae; Suessiales; Symbiodiniaceae
Source: the annotation of a GenBank genome assembly
CUUGCCAUGUCUGUUGCCGAAAAUGGUCUCAGCACAGCGAGAGACGAACUCGGCGAACUCCUUCUUGGUGUCCUCCACUCGGAACGCAACGUAGUCCUUCGAUGCGGUGACAGAUCUAUGACCUUCGCUGAGAUGCAACGGCAGGUUCUGCGUUUAGUGUCUGCCCUGUGCGGUGAAAUGGGUGAAAUGGGUGAAGUGGAAAUGUCUGUGGCGAUUUGUGUGCAUCCCGGCUUUGGACUUGUGGUGUCCCUUGUGGCAGUGCUGUGGCACGGCCUGGCCUUUGUCCCUCUCGAUCCCACCUAUCCUCCGAGUCGCUUGCAGUUUAUUUUGGAAGAUUCUGAGGCAGAAAUUCUCAUUUCACAGCUGGAGAUCCUCGAGUCCUUGUCGAUGUCGCAAAAUGUGACAAGAAUGGCCUCUUUGCUGAUCGAUUCCUCAGGAGCCCUGGAGGAAAAACCGGAAAAAGUGGAUGCAAAUUGGGAUGCAAUGAGUGCAGCGGCAACAUCCGCAUGUAAAGCAUAUAUCAUUUACACCAGCGGCAGCACAGGAGUUCCCAAAGGCGUCAUGGUUUCUCGGCAGAACUUUGCCAAUGUCCUACUCUCAUUCAAGCAAUUGCUCGAAGAAAGGCGCAGUGAGGAGAGCUUUCAGAGGCAAAGGAUUCGUUGGAUAGCUCAUACUACGAUUUGUUUCGAUAUUGCACUUUUGGAAUUGUUCUUGCCCUUAAUUCUUGAGUUCAGUACUGUCACUUUGGAGAUUCUGGACCGAAGUAUCAGCCAGAGUGGUGAUCGCUUCAAGCAACACUUGGAUCACUUGGAGCAUUUCGACGACAGCACUGUGGCGAGUGCGAGUCCUGUCACAACGGUUCUCCAGGCAACGCCCAGUAGCUUUCAGAUUCUCCGAUCUGCUGGAUGGAGGCCACACGAGAACCAUCUGUUGCUCUGCGGUGGGGAGCCGUUCCCCAUAUGGUUGACUCAGUUGACUCAGUCAGAGAUACCACAUGGUUUAUACAACGUCUAUGGUCCCACUGAGACUACCAUUUGGUCUCUUGUGCACCAGGUCGAGAAGCGUCUGGGUGCUCCCGCUCUCGGAGUUCCUCUCGGAGUUCCUCUCGGGGCUCUCGGAGUUCCAAUUGGCAAAGCGAUCCGAAACACCACGGUGCAACUGGAUACUUCAGUGACCGGGGGAAUGGACGAGAGAUAUGAACAUGGCCCACAUGGCCCAUAUGGCAUUAGAGGAGAGCUUGUGAUUGGAGGUUUGGGGGUGAGCCUUGGAUAUUGGAAGCAGCCUGAGCUCACAAAAUCUCGAUUUUUUGCAACAGAUGGGCCAGAUGGGGUGCGUUAUUUUCGGACAGGCGAUCUUAUUCUAGAAAUCCAAGAUGGUUUUCCAGACUUCGAAAAAGCGAAAGCAACUGGUCAGCUUGGAAAACUCUUCUGCUUGGGUCGAUUGGAUCACCAAGUGAAGCUGAACGGCUUCCGAAUCGAGCUCGGAGAGAUUGAGACUUUGCUUCAGAGUUUGGAGGAAAUUCAAGAAGCUGCGGUUCAAGUGAGAUCCAACAGGUCCAACACUUUGACAAAGGUUCUGGUGGCGUAUGUUGUUUGGAAUCAGCAGGUCCAGAUCCAAACCCAUGGGACCCAUGAGACCCAUGAAACGAUGGUGAUGCUGGCGCGGCGGAAGCUGCUGCAGCACUUGCCUGACUAUAUGCUGCCACAGCAUUUUGUGAAGCUUCAACGCCUUCCAACCACCUUGAAUGGCAAAGUCGAUCGGAAGCAGCUUCCGGAUCCCUGGGAAUCGAUGGAUGAAGUGAGUGCAGAUGGAUGCGCCGGCGACAAUGCCGACAAGGAGAUGCCACGGGACUCGUUGCGACAGAUGGUGCUGCAGGUCAUUCAGGAUGUGAUUGCUGGGGCCAACACUGAAACCAACUGGUCCUACACAGACCGCCACUUGGAAGGUGAGCAUUGGCGGCAUCUAGGUCUGAACUCGACAAUGGCUGUCUCCUUCAGUGCUCGUUUGCAAGAAAGGUUGAAGAAAUGCUGCAGAGAUGCUCCUGCUAUUGGUACUUCGAUCAUGUUUGAAUGUCGGACAGUUUCUGAGCUGGUGUCCUAUUUACAGCUCACCAGGUCUGCCUAUAGCCAUAGCCUUUCAGAAAAGCCUAAGAUGCCAGAACGGUCCUUGGAGGCGACCUAUGUGCGCCACGUGGUGUCUUUGGGUACCCUAUGCAUGACCGCACAGGCCAUGGAGCACUGGGGACUUCGUCGAUGGCCUUGCCCUUUCGACUGGAUCUUCUCAGCUCCGGAGAUGGUGACGCAUUGCUUCAGCGAGAGAUUCUCGAGCUUCUUGGACCAAAAGAAGUACCUUCCCAAGCCUUCGAACAAGGCUGGCCAUGAAAUCUAUUCGGAGAUGUUGCAGCGGGAAGUGAUUUUCAACCAUCACAAUCCCAUGCUGGCGAAGGACUAUGAUUUCUUUGUAUCAAGUGUGAAAUCGCUUCAAGCACUCAUGUCAAGUGCUCCCAACUGCGACGCCAUGAGCACUACUCAAUCUUCGAAGUCUUCGAAGUCUUCGGUUCUGUUUCUUCUCUUCAAUUUGGAGGGUAGAGUCCAGCUGAAAGAUGUCGCCAUCCAGGAACUCUUCCAGGAAUUGAACACGCAAUGGCAAUGUGAAGCGUGGAGUUUUCAACUUUUGGUCGUCAAAGUGCACACCAAAGCAGCAGAAAGGCCUCAGCAUCGCUUCCUCGCGGACCAAUGCCUGUCAAACGGGAAGCUCAAGAACCAGCUUUUGGUAUAUGAACUUCUUAGUCAAGGUUCACAUGAUGGAUGGCGUUUCAGUGAUGAGAAAGACAUGCAAGCACUGAGUGAGAUCGUCUUGAAUGGCGGAGACUUUCGCUUGCUUUCUGUUUCUCCAGCUGAAGAACUUUCCAAGUGUAGCACAUUCUCUUGCCCAUUCUCCAACACUUGGCUCUCAACUCACUGCUGCCACAGCUGCGCCAAAAGUGCUGGAUCGCGCCACGGUGACAAGUGUGACGGACUCGAGCACGAAACAAAAAACGCCAAGAACGGGAACAUCAAUGAUGAGAAUGGUCAGCGAUGUGAGCGACGUCAGCGACCGAGUGAGGCAUCGAAGAACACACAUGAGCCGUCACACAGUGGCACUGUCUCGAGGGCCACACGUUUCCAAGAGUCCUUGGCAAAGGCAAGAGAAAUGCAACGCACAGAAAAGUCUCUACAACUUCAAACCUCAGCAGUCAGAAAAUUGCGACGUGUGCUCUUGAAACACGAGUUGAGGUCUUCCUGUUCUUCCUGCCAGGACGCGGUAUCGAUCCCCAAAGAAUGGCAGUUCUUGGGCUUUCCGGUCUACAAAAGUGAGUUUUGUAGAAUUUGGUCUCCGGCUUCUGAUGACAUCUUUGCCGCUUUUCAGACUCUGAUGGAGUGGGACGACCGCAGCUUUGUGGCCUUUCUGCUUGUGGAAGCAUCUGCUGUCCAGGCAGUCCACGAGGCAGUCGACCUGCCAGGCAGCCUGUUUUGCUUCAAGGCAAACACGGAUUUGUUUGUGGCUGAGUCAGCGCAGCUCUCCGAAAAGCUGCCACGAACUGCAGAGGAGUUCCUUCUCUUUGGCAACACCAACCCGGAGCAAACGACUCAGACGACCUCGCCACGUGACGUGGUUUAG